Penicillium soppii is the source of this 636-nucleotide messenger RNA. RefSeq names its product alpha/beta hydrolase. NCBI's taxonomy places the organism in Eukaryota, Fungi, Ascomycota, Eurotiomycetes, Eurotiales, Aspergillaceae. The transcript has 2 exons. The coding region runs from base 1 to 636 and encodes 211 amino acids. Gene Ontology annotation, molecular function: hydrolase activity. The record is from RefSeq and is a predicted model, not a curated record.
AUGCCAAUCACCAGCGAUAUCAUCCUUGACAGCCUCAAGUUCCGCCACGAGAACGUGACGGAGCCAACAAAGCAAGCCGCGAAUCUCCUGGAAACCAUUACCACCAGCGGACCCCGAUGGUGGGAGGUCGGCGCCCAGAAGUACCGUGAGAUGCGGGAGCUUGGACAAACGCCCCUACCUAAACCCGUCUAUCUUUCAGCCGCUCUCGAUGGCACUGUUUCCUCUCGCGACGCUGGCCGCGAAGUUCCAAUCCGCAUAUAUAAGCCCGAUAAUGAUCAGCCAAGCAAGGGUGUCUUCCUACAUUACCAUGGGGGCGGCUUUGUGUUAGCAACACACAAACAGCAAGCCUCCGUCCUCCUUAACUCCGAUAGAAUGCUCCAAGAAUACGCCAACAAGUGCCAGCUUACGGCAAUUUCAGUGGGAUAUCGCCUGGGCCCGGAACAUCCUUAUCCAGCCCCGGUGCACGAUGCCAUCGACGCCGCCGAGUAUAUAGCUUCCCACGGGAUAGACGGUGUCGCCCUCCAUUUUAUCGCAGGGGAAUCGGCAUGCGCGUGUCUCGCCGUUCUGUCAGCUAUCCAACUUAUGCGAUCACGACCCUCUUACAAACUAUCAGAUCUUUAUGAAAGGCCUUUAUAG